AUGCCAGAGAGGUUCUUGGGUUCAACAGUUGACUUUAAGGGUGUCGAUUUUGAGCUCCUUCCAUUUGGUGCCGGACGUCGGAUCUGCCCUGGAAUGCCAUUGGCUAUUAGGAUGGUGCAUUUGGUCCUCGCUUCGUUGUUAAAUCAAUUUAAGUGGAGUCUCCCUAUUGAGCUUGAAAGGGAUGGGAUUGAUAUGGAAGAAAAGUUUGGCCUAUCACUUACGAAGGUCGUGCCUCUUCGUAUUGUACCAACACCGAUUUGA
Triticum turgidum subsp. durum (durum wheat) is the source of this 261-nucleotide messenger RNA. Lineage: Eukaryota; Viridiplantae; Streptophyta; Magnoliopsida; Poales; Poaceae. The record is from the annotation of a GenBank genome assembly.